GGCCUACGAGCUCUUCAUCAUCCUCGUCAUCUUCAUCUGUGACUCUCUUGAGUUGAGUUUCCAGAGGCUGAGUCCAGAUGUGUGAACGGUGCUGAGGUGAAAAUGAAGCGCUCCCUGGGAAUCUGCCUGCUGAUCUGCUCCACUCUGGUUGGGCUGGGAUCAGCCAUUCGCUGCUACAGCUGUAGGGACUACACGGCCAGCUGCACCAAACAACGAGACUGUAGCUAUGACGACGCCUGCCUCACACUCAACGAGAGAGGUGGGAUGACCUACCGCCAGUGUCUCAAGUAUUCAGACUGUGAUUAUAGCCGACUGACCCAGAUGUUCCCCCAGGUUUCCAGUUUCACCUUCAAGUGCUGCAACUCUGACCUGUGUAACUCCGCCCCCACUGCAGCGAGCUCUGUGAUUGGUCUGCUGGCCUCUGUGUUGAUCAUGUGGUGGUUCCACUGAGUGGCUCCAUAGCGCCUCCCAUCGUCAAUAACAGCCGCCGCCUGUCUAAUUGGUUCUCAAUCACUUGUUCGAUCACUUGUUCUAACGGCCACAUCCUAGCGAUCAUUUAUUUAUCUGUUUAUUACCAGACUGUUUAUUAUCAGACUGUUUAUUACCAGACUGUUUAUUAUCAGACUGUUUAUUAUCAGACUGUUUAUGGAUCAAUACUUCAUGAUCGAUGAAGGAAUCCUUUCAGGGGAUCGAGUGGUUGAAAAGUUCUCAGUCAGAUAAUUGAUCGUCACAUGACCUGAUUGAUUGAUUAAUUGAUUGGUUGAUUAUUUGAUUGAUUGACUGACUGAUUGAUUAAAGUCUUUCACUGUAUCAUUCGAAGUUUUAAUUUUAGAAAUAAGAUGAAGAACCAGCGUUGAUGUUUUAACUGAAGAUCAGAUUCUAAUAAAAUGUUUUAAUGUCUUCACUCACAGCUUCACACAUUUAAACGUCGUUUCCUCAUGAAUCACAUCUUUAAAUGAUUUGUUACUGAACUGAAGCUGCUUCGCUCGUUAAAGCGUCUUAAACUGACUGUAAGUCAUUAAAUAAAUAAAGACUGAAAACGGAAACUCAA
Molecule: messenger RNA, 1051 nt
Organism: Mugil cephalus (flathead mullet)
Lineage: Eukaryota; Metazoa; Chordata; Actinopteri; Mugiliformes; Mugilidae
Gene: cd59a
Product: CD59 molecule (CD59 blood group)
Exons: 4
Coding region: 103-450 (115 amino acids)
Source: RefSeq, a predicted model, not a curated record